AAUGUAUAAACCAAUAAAAAUUCCGGUUCGAAAUUAUUGAUCGCGAUUCGCAUUCCGUUAUCAAGUUCCGGCGUAUAUUAUUAUUUCGGAUCGAGAGGAGUGCUCGCCGGGGAAAUGGAUUACAGCUUAGCGGCGGUGAAGAUGCUUAUCUCCCAGCUCCGGGACGCUAAACCGACGUCUUCGCAGAACGCCACCGCCCUAGGCGGUGUACUCUUUCAACGUGCUUGGUUACAGGGCGUUUUAGUAUUCGAUCAGGUCAUCUCCGAUGGCCGUAUGGUCUUAGAUGACGGGACCGGUCUUGUCGAGCUCGGCCUCUGCAGCGACUUUGCCCAUCGUCAAUGGAAAUCAGGAAUGUACUUGAUGGUUGUUGGUGUAUUCCAAAUCCGUACGGGAGAGAUACCUCUGCUUAAGGUUCAUAAGAUGGUUGACCUGUCGGGAAGCCCAGAUCGUGAAGCCAUGUGGUAUUUAGAAGUCAUGGACGCAUAUAGAUUGUUCUACGAGCCCUUGAUCCAAGAGUUCUCUUGAUUCUUUACUUGGACUUUUCAUUCUGUAGAUUUUCCCUCAAGAGAAAUAUCAGUACAUGAUCAUCUCUUCCCAUUCUUUUGGUUUUAACAGAUUUACUUUUGUUGAGAAGAUAAUCGCUGAGUCGUGAUAUAUACAACUUUUUACUGUUUUA
Eutrema salsugineum is the source of this 676-nucleotide messenger RNA. RefSeq names its product recQ-mediated genome instability protein 2. Bases 115 to 525 code for a protein of 136 amino acids. Gene Ontology annotation, cellular component: cytosol; nuclear speck. Gene Ontology annotation, biological process: regulation of sister chromatid segregation; negative regulation of double-strand break repair via homologous recombination; maintenance of rDNA. The transcript has 4 exons. Lineage: Eukaryota; Viridiplantae; Streptophyta; Magnoliopsida; Brassicales; Brassicaceae. The record is from RefSeq and is a predicted model, not a curated record.